Messenger RNA from Linnemannia hyalina, 891 nucleotides. The record is from the annotation of a GenBank genome assembly. Lineage: Eukaryota; Fungi; Mortierellomycota; Mortierellomycetes; Mortierellales; Mortierellaceae.
AUGUCAAGCAUCGGAAGAUGCAUUGCACACGAGUUGGCAGCAUUGGGAGCAACCGUAGUCAUUGCAGCUCGUAAGAUCGAGCCAUUGAAGACUGUCCAGGACGAGAUCCAGAAACUGGGCGGGAACUGUGACACCAUGUUGCUCAACAUCCGAGAUGCCGCCAUGGCCACCCAAGUCAUCCAGGAUAUUGUCGCCAAACAUGGCAAGCUCAACGGACUUGUUAACAAUGCGGGUGGUCAGUUCAUGUCACCAGCUAGCCAGUUGACCAGCAAGGGCUUCUCGACUGUAGUCGACUUGAACCUGAAUGGGACGUUUAAUAUGUGCAAGGCUGCCUUUGACGGGUACAUGGGCGAGCACGGGGGUCAGAUUGUCACCAUCGUCGCCGAAACCAGGAACGGUAUCCCCAGAGCCAUGCACACGGGAGCAGCUCGAGCAGGAAUCAUCAACAUGACAAAGACGUUGGCGAUCGAAUGGGGUCCUUACAACGGCAUCAGGAUCAACUGUGUGGCGCCUGGACUUAUUAUCAGCUCGGGUAUGAAGAACUACCAUGAGACCAUGGUCGACCUCCUUGCACACUCUCACUGGAUGAACCCAACAAGUCGCUACGGGACUGAAUCCGAGGUGUCUGCAGCAGUCGCAUUCCUCCUCUCCCCCGCCGCAUCAUACAUCAACGGCGUCAACCUAGAAGUCGACGGUGGCAGCUCCCUUAGUAAAGGAAACCCCGAGGGUGACGAUCUCAAGUACAACCCAGAGGGCAGUCGUCACCCAGUCUAUGUCGGAUGGCCCGAGGGAGUCGACAAUGUCCACGGGAUCAAGCAUGUCGAUGCGCCAGCCAAGAUUAAUGAGUUGCUGGAGAAGUAUAAGGCUAUCGGGCGAAGCAGCAAGAUUUAG